This is a messenger RNA of Phytophthora nicotianae INRA-310, 498 nucleotides long. RefSeq lists its product as hypothetical. The transcript has 5 exons. NCBI's taxonomy places the organism in Eukaryota, Oomycota, Peronosporomycetes, Peronosporales, Peronosporaceae. The record is from RefSeq and is a predicted model, not a curated record. Bases 1 to 498 code for a protein of 165 amino acids.
AUGGCCCAUGCGUGGGAUGAAGGAGUCGCAUGCGCUACUGCGAUCCCAAAUGACGCUUUCAUCGUUGAAUACGUGGGUGAGAUACCGCAAGAAGUAGACGCGUUAAAGCGUCCCGAUCGCUGUUACCUUGUGGAGCUGAAAUCCAAGUCCUUAUGGGACGAAUCAAUGAGCGUGUUCAUCGACGCAGCCAACCCCCUCGUCACCAAGGUUGAAAGAGGAUUGCAAUUAACGCCAUGCUGCAUAAACGCAUACAUUGGAGCACUUCUCUUCGUUCCGUCCAGCACUUAUAUCGAUUCCAAGGACUUCUUCUCUCCGCACGCCAACACGGUGCUCGUGUCGAUGCAAACUGCGGUGCUCGCCGGCAAUCAGCAGCAGAAUGACGCCAUCGGCAGCCUGCUCCAUGAUUCGCAAUUGGAACUAGGACUGGAGACGGAAGCACCUCGGCAACAACAACAGCCCAACAACGUUGGGAACGGAAGCGUGGUGGCGGAUGUCUAA